Messenger RNA from Penicillium bovifimosum, 777 nucleotides. RefSeq names its product kinetochore Spc25 family protein. The transcript has 2 exons. Bases 1 to 777 code for a protein of 258 amino acids. Gene Ontology annotation, biological process: chromosome segregation. Gene Ontology annotation, cellular component: Ndc80 complex. The record is from RefSeq and is a predicted model, not a curated record. Lineage: Eukaryota; Fungi; Ascomycota; Eurotiomycetes; Eurotiales; Aspergillaceae.
AUGACUUCUUCAUUCGAACCAUCACUAUCUACCAGCGGUAUGCGACCUCCUAUCGCCUCAGCUGAUGCCCCGUCAAUGGCAGAUUCGCUCCCCAGCAUCAACUUUGGAUUUGAGGAUCUACGCAAUAGCAUGGCCCAAUUCACAGCCAAGUUUGACGCGUUUAUUGAGCGUGGGCGCAAACAAGUCCUGGAGGAACGGAAUCAGUUUCACAUAAACAUGGCUGAAUAUGAAGAGGACCAGCGCAUGCGCCAGCGCGAUAUCGAGAUCCUUAAUCUGAAGGCCCAAACUCAUGAGCAAACCCUCCAAAAAGAAGCGGCAGAAGCUGCUGAGAUGCACACGGCUAUCUCAUCUAUCACCCUAGAACGCGAUUCCCGCCUCGCCAAACGUGAUCGUCUAAAGCAGCAGAUCGCCGAAACUCAGAAGGCUAUCAAUCAGAAGGUGGAAGCACAGAAGUCCCACGCACAGCAUCUGGAUGCACAAUCUCGUCUCAAUUUCCCCGAGUUGGAGUUUUGGCAAGAUUAUCUUUGUAUUCGGAUUGAAGGUGCGGGCCGUGAGGACCGGUUGAAGUUUGUCUACAGCCAUCUACUGGAAAAAGACUGGGAGGCCGAGGCAUGGUUUGAAUUGGGCACUGCUAGCCGUGACUACGAGGUUUUUCACACGCGGCCCAAGGUUGACCGGGAUGCUUUGGAGCAUGUGGUGGAUCUCGUCAACGAUGAUCGAGAUUUUGGAGCAUUCCUGAAGCGGAUGCGUAAAUUAUUUGUUGAAGCAAUGAAUUGA